AGGUUGUAUAGCAUUUGAAUAUGAAUUUAAUUCGAAUCUAAAAUGUAAAAAACAAAACCGUUGUUGUAGAGCGAGUGUUGUUGUCGAGCAAGAGUAAAAAAAGUUUAUGUUGUUGUCAGAAAUAUUUGUUAUAAAGAAGAAAAACGUACGAUGAUAUAACGUCAAAACGGGAACUGAUUGGAAUGUGUCAGACAAUUGUAGCUAGCUGUACAUUUUCAAUUUGUUUUCUUUGGGAUGAGGCGAAGUUUAGUAAUCGAAGUAAAAAACUGAUUGGACUUUUAUCCAGAGAACGCUAGCUAGCGGCCUACUGAGAAAGGCGAAAGAAAAAACAGAAGACGUUCUUCAAAAGAUGUAUCAAGGAAAAGCCCCCUACAUCUUGUUAGGGUUAACUUUAAUCACUCUUUUCUGCACUUUAUACAAACUCAAAGGCAAUGAGUAUUGUUAUACAAAUGCAUUUGGUGUGCCAAAACCGGAGAAAGUUGAAGUAACGCAAGUAUUACCACAAGAGGUGUUUCUCCGCACUAUAGCUAUAGAUUUGCCUGAAAAGAAAAUUGAAUAUUUUAAAUACCAACGUAACUUGAAAAUGAAUAAAAAAAACAAGGCAAAAAUAGCUCAUGGAGAAUGUAUUCCACCAGCAAAAAUGGAAGACUCAAAAAAGAUGAAAAUGAUUUUAAUGACUGAUUUUAUUCCGUACUUUGAGAAAUUUCAUCGAGACAAGAGUGAGAUAUCGGGGAGUAGACCCCCAACAAAUGAAGAAAUUGAUGCUAGACUGUACGAAGUAGUUGAAACCAUGCAAUUAAACUUAAAUCAUGAAAAUAUACAAUCCAUUUAUGUAUUCGUCGAUUCGCUUGAAGCUGUGGACUACCUCUCAUCGUUAAAUUUGGUUAACAGCGAAAAUUUGGUGAUACAACAUCUUUCUAAACAGCACACAAUAAAAACGUAUGUGGAAUUUGCGGCUGGAUGCUUUAUGGAUAGAAUUGUGGUCAUAGGACAGCAGGAUAUUUUGUUUGGAAAAGGCUGGGAUCAGGUCAGUUAUAAAGUAAUGUCAGAAAAUCGCCUAAUGUACGCGUUGACCCGACAACCAGCGUAUAACUCCAAUUGUUUCAAUACCAACGUUAAUUCCGCUAAUUGUAAAACAUUUGCGUAUUUGGGUAGUCAUGAUGUAUUUGCAUAUCACGUUAAAGACAUAUUUACGAAAGAGAUUUUAGAAAUUCUCGACAUAGAACAGAAUAAAUUUGGGCUGGAAAACUACUUUAUAUGGGUGUUUCAAAACAAGUUGAAAUUUAAAGUGUUAAAUCCUUGUUUAACAUUGUACGCACAUCAUCAACAUUGCGUUCCGAUACGAGCCAAAAGUACAACCAGGAAGCGUAUAAACAACGGAACAACUACUGGCCUGGCUGGUUUUACUGACAAACUUACACCCUAAGUUUACAUUUUUAACAAGUAACUAUUUUUCAUUGCGGUGGUAGGUUAUAACAUUAUGCAAGAUCAAACUUGUAAAUAGAUUUGAUGAUUUUGCUGGUCUGUUUUUCUAUUUUUUUGUCACGAUUUUUACGCUAUUUUUGUUGCCAAGUACGCGACAUUCACUUAUUCGUAUUAUUUGUGUUUAUUAUUAUUAUUAUUAUUAUUAUCAUUUAUUUGUGUUUAUUAUUUAUUUGUUAUUUCUUUCUGACAACUCUGUUGUUGUUGCCAUUUUAGUCGUUGUUGUUGGAACGAACUUUUAUUAUCUUAAUCUAUUUUCUUGGGUCCUUCGAACUUUUGUUAAUACUUUCUUGUAAAAACUCCGGUUAACUCGUAUCUCGGAUAACUCAAACAUUCGUUAAUCCGACCCAUUUUUAGUGCACCCUGGGUUUAAUUUCUUCUGAUAACUCGAACUUUUUAGAGAAAUGGAAAUCAAUGACAAGAUAAAUGUCAAAAGUUUUUUUUAGUUUUUCUUCACUUCUGAUGUAAUAUAGAAAGAUAAUGUUGUCUGUCAAGGAAAUAUAAUUUAAAAGGGA
Hydractinia symbiolongicarpus is the source of this 1997-nucleotide messenger RNA. RefSeq lists its product as uncharacterized. Bases 350 to 1426 code for a protein of 358 amino acids. The record is from RefSeq and is a predicted model, not a curated record. NCBI's taxonomy places the organism in Eukaryota, Metazoa, Cnidaria, Hydrozoa, Anthoathecata, Hydractiniidae. The transcript is spliced from 2 exons.